GUAUAAUUGGCCAAUGUAACGUUGAGCGCAAGUAAAAAAGAGGCCUUGUGUGCUUCGACUAUGUAAACCUUUGGCUGUGUAAUGGUUGUGUUUGCUUUUGGUGUGGCUGACGCUGUGACGUUGGGCUCCAUUACGUUAGCAUUAUCAAUGCGGCGUCACUCUGGAGAGCGAUAUGGGACACCGCUGUGACAGCCUCCUCAGGUUAGCGUGGCUAACGUCUUUUAUUAUGCAGCACUUGGAUAUGUUGCAGGCUGCUCAGUGUUCAGAGCUUUUUGCUUUCAUACGCUGUAUAUAGAAUUACUUCAUAAUAAAUUACUGAUGUUUUUAAUAACAAUAACAAAUAUGCACAAACGUGGCUGGACAUGCUUCCUGCCUGGCCCAUUCCUUUUUUUUUUUUUUUUUUUUUUGAAAUAUUAGAUCUUCAGAGCGAUACUUUUGGCUUAACAUACUCUGCACUUGCACCAUAAAUCCUCCUACUCCCUCCAAAUCUCCCUCCCACUUCCAAUUCCCCAAAAAUUGGACAUUGUUUUGGUGAAAUAAUUUGUCUAGCAUGUCUCUAUUUGAGAACUUUACAGCUUUGCACAGCUCUUCUGUGGUCAAACAUCUACAUUUUGCUGUAGAGUUACAAAAGUGCUUAUUUAAAAAGCAAUGAAAGGUUUCAAAGCUAUCUGAGUUUCCUUGCAUGAUCAAGUAAGUGAACACAAGACAGCAUGAAGGACAGGAGGAGGGGACGAUGGAGGAAUGGAGAAACAUAAGCUGAUGGAGACAUGCAAGAGGAGGGAGGGAAUAGGGCUGAAGGAUAUUUAAGACCUGGAGAUGUGCUCUCUAUUCAUCCGUUUUGUUGCAUCUUUCUAACGGCCUGCAUCUCUGACUCUUUGGCAUAGACAAAAGACACUCUUCAGCAGCUCUCAGGUAAGAUGAAAUAAUCGGCAAAUGUAAAGUUUCUUUUCCAGAUUUGAUCUGAUGGCUGCUGAUCGGACUUGUGGAAAUUAAUAGCAUCUCAUUUUGCUAAUCAUAAUUGUACAGUUUGAUAUACCAAAGUCUAAUUGAAAACACUUAUGUUUGGGAUGUUUAGCAUUUUGCAUUCAUCUAAAGGUCUUUUUUCACACAUGCUUCGUAUCUAUAACAUUUUCCACCCAUAUUAAUUGGAUGCGUCCUUAUUUCCUACAGUUUGCCAAACAGAAAGACUCAUUUACAAUGUUGCUCUUACAAGGUCACUUAGUUUUUGUUUUCAUCCGUGUCAUGAUUGCUGUGGCUUCUCAUUGUGAUUCUUCAUCCUACAGAUGUUCGCCUUGCUAAUGAAUUUGCCUUCAAACCUAUAUUCUUCCAGAAAAGUGCCAUAUUCUGCGUUCUUGCUUGGAUUCCCUGACUGGAUGAUGCGCCAUACAGUAGUUCUGCUUUAGCUCGGCAAGCCUGGAGACAGAAGAACCAAGAUGCCACGCUCAAACUGUGAUGUCAUGGCUAAAGAACCUAGCACGAACCUGGAGAGCGCCAUGCAGAUGCUCAUCAAGACUUUUCAUAAGUACUCAGGGAAAGAAGGGGACAAGUACACACUCAGCCGAGGCGAGUUAAGAGAACUGCUGACAGAGGAGUUGGGGAACUAUCUAGGGAACGCACAAGACAAGGAUGCCGUGGAGCGAGUGAUGAAUGACCUGGAUUCCAAUAAUGAUGGUGAGGUGGACUUCACUGAGUUCAUUAUCCUGAUGGGGGCCCUCACCGUGGCCUGCAAUGACUUCUUCCUUGACAGCCCUGCACCCAAGAACAAGCCUGAGGCAAAGUCAGAAGGAGAGAAAAAAGAGUAAUGACGAGGGCAUGUAAAUGAGAGCAAUGUAUCGGGUGGUUUCUUUAAGCAGUGGCGGUCUGAGAAGGGACCUGUCUGUUUUGUGUUAUUCAUUACUUGAAAUUUCCAGUUAUAUUGCUUGUCAUCACUCUGUGCCCUAAACAUAUUCAAUCAUUAAACAUAUUUGCCCAACCCGAAUCUAAUUCCCCAGGUAAGCAGAUAAGCAACAAUGCAGCUGUAGAGGUGAAGUGCAUCUGGUACCCUGAUGAUUUAUUAUUAAAACCUUCCUGAAAUUCACAUGAGGAUGUGGACCAGAUGGGGUUAGGGUUAGGCCGAAGUGCGGGGUUAACCUGAUUUGUAACACACACACACACACACACAUACACACACACACACACACACACACACACACACACACACAUAUUAAGAACAGCGCCACCAGUGUUGAACAUUUCAGUUCUUUUCAAGGCUCCUAUUUUGUAGCCUGUUUUGUUAAAUGUUGAUAUGUAUCUGUAUCAUUACAAUAAACA
Messenger RNA from Silurus meridionalis, 2310 nucleotides. It is a transcript of the gene s100s, whose product is annotated as S100 calcium binding protein S. Lineage: Eukaryota; Metazoa; Chordata; Actinopteri; Siluriformes; Siluridae. Gene Ontology annotation, molecular function: calcium ion binding. The coding region runs from base 1434 to 1802 and encodes 122 amino acids. The transcript has 4 exons. The record is from RefSeq and is a predicted model, not a curated record.